CCUGUUGCCCGCAUCCGCCAUGGCUUCGCUGGCCAGCACAGUCCCAGGCGCGGAUGACAGUGGCCGUAGGAAGCCCCGCCUGGCGGCUUCUUUGCAAAUCAGCCCCGGGCCCAGACCCUGGCCGCCUUCGGCCUGCCUGGGCCAAGAUCCCUGGGAACCAGAGUCUGCGCCAGCCCCCAGCGCAGAAGACGAUGAGGCGGGCGGGCAGCCCCAGGCCUCGUUGGCGAGGGACGGUGGGCCUGGGGCAGGGCCCGGAGUCGGGGAACUGGGGGCGGCCCUGGAGCGGGAAGACUCCGUGGAGGGGAUAGGGAGGUCCCCGAGGGUCUCUGUCCUGCCCGCGGGGCCCUCCAGGGACUUCCUGACAGCAGCCAGACAGCUGGGCCUGCAGCUCAAAGACCCGCCGCCCGAACAGGCCGUGGCCUUGCUCACGCAGUAUGCCGUUAGUCUGGGCAUCUCGCUGAUCUUCAGAGAGGACAACACAGCAGACCCCUGCUGCCCCUUCUCCAUGUGCGCUGAACUGGACGGGGUGGUCUGCGCCUCGGGCUCCGCCAACAGCGAGCUGGAGGCCAAGCAGCAGGCCGCUGUCUCUGCCCUUCACUACAUCCGGAGUCAGCUGGGGAGCCUAGAACCCUCAAAGACCCCCGGCAGGCCUCCAUUCACCUCCCUGAGUGUAGAGAACAUUCUGACCCAUGAGCAGCGCUGCGCGGCCGUGGUCAGCACUGGCUUUGACCGCCUGGUGGAUAAGACGUCGCCCUACCAGGCCUGUAGGGGGACUGUGGCUGCCGUCAUCCUGGAGAGAGAGGUCCCAGGCACCAGGGCCCACGCCCACGAGAUCUACGAGCUGGUGGCGCUGGGCACUGGUGGCGGCAGCUGCACGGGCCGGCUGGAGUUCUCAGGCCGGCAGCUGCAUGACUGCCACAGUCUGGCUGUGGCCCGCCGGGCCCUGGUGAGGUUCCUGUUUCGGCAGCUUCUGCUGGUGACACAGGGGGGCCCCAAGGGCAAGGAGAAGUCCGUGCUGGCCCCCCAGCCUGGGCCAGGGCCCCCCUUUGCCCUCAAGCCCAGGAUCUUCCUGCAUCUCUAUAUCAGCAACACCCCCAAGGGAGCUGCCCACGACAUCUACCUCCCGCCGUCCUCCGAGGGCCAUCUCCUGCACAGCAGCCCCUGCCGCCUGCAGGCCCACAUCCAGGGGGACCUGAAGCCCGUGUGCUACGUGGCACCUGCGCUUCGCUACACCCACGUUGGCUGCCUCUCAGCCAGCGACAAGUUGGCCCGCUGGGUUGUGCUGGGGCUGGGUGGUGCCUUGCUGGGCCACUUUCUGCCUCCGCUCUAUGCCACCAGCCUUGUCCUGGCCGACCCCUGCCAUGACCCCCAGACUCUGAGCAGGGCCAUCCACACCCGGCCCUGCCUAGAUGGGGUCUCGGGGCCAUGUGUGCCACCUCCCUAUGCCCGAACCACGCUGCACCUGUUUGCAGGGCCCUCUGUGGCCCCCUCCAACCCCACCCCUACCUGCCACAGCCUGAGCCUCAACUGGAGCUUGGGGGACCCGGAUGUCGAGGUUGUGGAUGUAGCCACCGGGCGUGUGAAGGCCGAUGCUGACCUUGGGCCUCCCUCCCGCCUCUGCAAGGCAGCCUUCCUCAGCGCCUUCCGCCAGGCUGCCCAGGCUCUCGGGAGGUCCCACCUCCUGGCCCUGGAGACCUAUGAGGCAGCCAAGGCCGGGUCCUACCGAGAGGCUCGCCGGCAGCUGUCUCUGCUCCUGGACCAGCAGGGCCUGGGUGCUUGGCCCUCGAAACCCCUGGUGGGCAAAUUCAGAAACUAAAGCAGACCUCCAGAGAGUGGGGGUCC
Molecule: messenger RNA, 1842 nt
Organism: Manis pentadactyla (Chinese pangolin)
Lineage: Eukaryota; Metazoa; Chordata; Mammalia; Pholidota; Manidae
Gene: ADAD2
Product: adenosine deaminase domain containing 2
Exons: 10
Coding region: 20-1816 (598 amino acids)
Biological process (GO): RNA processing; adenosine to inosine editing
Cellular component (GO): cytoplasm; nucleolus
Molecular function (GO): double-stranded RNA adenosine deaminase activity; double-stranded RNA binding; tRNA-specific adenosine deaminase activity
Source: RefSeq, a predicted model, not a curated record